UGUGUGUGUGUGUGUGUGUGUGUGAGUGUGUGUGUGAGUGUGUGGUUUCUCUCUCCCUUGUAAGAGCGCAGCCGCACACCGGUCUCCUGCUGCUGCUGCUGCUCUGACCAGCUUUUGCUGCCUCUUGCCUCUCCUUUCUUAUUCUGCUUAGCGCCUUGCCUUCUGAUACCACUCCCAGUAUGGAGAGCAAUCAGCCUGGGCAGCUGUCGGGGGAGCCACCAUCAACGCCUGCGGGGGCCGGUUCAGCCCUGUCCAGUCACAAUGGCCUGGAGAAGCAAAGCAAUCAGGAUUGCUCAACCCCACACCCAGCACCACAGCAGGCGGCAGGUAUAGAGCCGGAACGGGGAGCCCAGGAUAUCUCUGAAGAGUUGAACCGACAACUGGAAGACAUCAUUAACACGUACGGGUCCGCUGCAGGGAAGGAGGCUACCAUCAUGGUCAAGGAGCAGCCUGAGAACACAGACCCACCUGACAAUGAGGAUGGAGACUGCGAGGAGGCCCCCGAAGAGCCCGAGAGAGAGCCCGAAGCCACUGGAGAGCCAUCCGCAGCCAAAGGGCCUGUCGGCAGCAAAGAGCAAAAGCUGGAGAAGAAAAUUCUAAAAGGAUUAGGCAAAGAAGCCAACCUGCUAAUGCAAAAUCUGAACAAGUUGCAAACUCCUGAGGAAAAGUUUGAUUUUUUAUUCAAGAAAUAUGCUGAAUUGCUGGAUGAACAUCGCACUGAGCAAAGGAAGUUAAAACUCCUACAAAAGAAACAGGCACAGAUCCAAAAAGAAAAGGACCAGCUACAAAGUGAACACAGCAGAGCUAUCCUGGCGAGAAGCAAACUGGAGAGUCUGUGCCGGGAGCUGCAGAGACACAACAAGACACUGAAGGAGGAAACCCUUCAGCGAGCACGUGAGGAAGAAGAGAAAAGGAAGGAGAUCACAAGUCACUUCCAGAGCACCCUGACAGAUAUCCAGGCCCAGAUUGAGCAGCAGAGUGAGCGAAACAUGAAGCUCUGUCAGGAGAACACAGAGCUUGCAGAGAAACUAAAAAGCAUCAUUGAUCAGUAUGAGCUCAGAGAGGAGCACCUCGACAAAAUAUUUAAACACAGAGAACUGCAGCAGAAGCUAGUGGAUGCAAAACUUGAGCAGGCACAAGAGAUGAUGAAGGAAGCAGAGGAGCGACACAAACGUGAAAAGGAAUAUCUGCUGAACCAGGCAGCAGAGUGGAAACUUCAGGCUAAAGUGCUAAAGGAACAAGAGACGGUCCUGCAGGCUCAGCUUACUCUCUACUCUGGAAGGUUUGAAGAGUUUCAGAGCACACUGACAAAAAGCAAUGAGGUGUUCGCCACUUUCAAACAAGAAAUGGAUAAAACCACGAAGAAAAUGAAGAAGCUGGAAAAGGAUACAGCCACAUGGAAAGCUCGGUUUGAGAACUGUAACAAAGCUCUGUUGGACAUGAUUGAAGAGAAAGCAUUGAGAGCUAAAGAAUAUGAGUGCUUCGUGAUGAAAAUUGGGAGGUUAGAGAACCUCUGUCGAGCUUUACAAGAAGAGAGAAACGAACUCUAUAAAAAAAUUAGAGAAGCAAAAAUGCCUGAAAAGGAUGACCAAGGUCAGCACACCUCUGAUGAGGAGCCAAACACCUCUGUGAAUGAAGAGGCUGACGCGGAGGAAGCCAACAGCGUUCACAAAGCUGUGCAAAAUCUCGCGGCGGCCUUCAUGAUAAUGCAUUGUCCGGAGUCAACCCUCGACGUGUCCAAAGAAAUCCACCCAGAAGUCAACAGUCCUCCAGGGGGCUGCGACACGGCCCUCAGGGGGCUGGAACAAGCUCCUCUGAGUCCCGCAUGCCAUUUAGCUAUCCCCCUGCCUCCCCCAAAUCCUGAGGACAAGUCUGAGGACAAGGGAGUCAGUGAGACAGAACCUACCCUCAGAGGAGAGACAGGAGCUGAGGCCCAAGGCGAUGGUCUCCCUGGUGCAGCACCGGCUGAUCAGCAGAACCGGAAUCCAGAGGCAGCAGCUUCCAGUCAGGACCCGAAGGCCCCAGCCAAGCCCUCCCUACCGGUGGUGAAGGCCAAUGAGCAGCCCGGGAAGCCAGAGGCAGCAGCUUCCAGUCAAGCCCAGGAGCCCGCAGCUGAGGCCUCGCUGCCGGCGAUGGAAGUGAAUGGGCAGCCCCGGAAGCCUGAGGCAGCAACUUCCGGUCAAGCCCUGGCGCCCCCAGCUGAGACCUUAUGUGUGAUGGAGGCCAAAUGUUCCGCCCCACCACCUGCAGCGGGAGCGCACCUGCCAGCUAGGGAGUCUGGAUGUGAGGCCAUGAGGCAGCCCCCACCAGCAGCAGAGGGGCUGCCAGGAGGGGCCUCAGGUGGACCCCCACAGCCCAAAGUGGCCGACACCAAUCUGGAAGGAGUAGACUAAGCCUCCUCAGCCUUUGGAGGCUGUUCUUCCUGACUUUCCAUCGUCGUGGUAACGGAUUAUCUCCUGAAGGAGGCAUUAAGAGCUAGGGAGGUCUAAUGGAAGAGGCUUAAUUAGAAUCAAUACAUUUUUAAAUGUUAUGUAAAGUAUCUUCAGCCUUUGCUAUUUGUUCUCAAUUUAUAAUUGAUUUGGAGCUUUUCUGUUUAACAUUGGUUGAUAGUAUAAUUUUCCCAAAUGACAACAAAACAUACAGCGUAGCAAAUCUGUAUUAAUUUGCCAUUAAGAUGGUACUUAAUUCCAUUUCUUAAUCAACAGUAAGAUUUGGUGUUUAAAGACUUCCACUACAUAAAUACUGAAAAUGUAAUGCUUUAUUUCCAUAGAGUUUAAUAAGUUCCACAGUAAGUUAAAUGGAUGAUCAGUUUCCAUUUAGACAUUAUAUACAUAUAAUAAUAUAUGCAUAUGUGUGUAUGCUUAUCAUGUAUAUGUGUGAAUAUAUACAUAUAUGUGUCUAUGCACAUAUAUACAUGCAUAUUUUAUAUACAUGUAUGCAAGCAUAUAUUGCAUACACAUUUCUCUUACCUCUUUUUGGCUUUCUCUCAUGCAAAAUAUUUAGAUGCUUAUAAAAAAAAAUUUAUCUCUUACUUGCACUUGGGACUACAGUAGAUUAAUGUUCUGUGAAUCAGAAAUAGGUUCAGAACACAAAUAUUAGGCCACAUAAUGUUGGGUAAAAAUAAGUAACCCAAUGGUAGGUCAAUAAAUUCAGCCAACGGAUUAAGUGACAGAACAGCAGUUGAGUUAGACUGCAAGGCUAUAGAGAGUGCAUGGACACAAAGAUAGCCAAAAGCAGCCCUAAAAGGGGGGAACAAUCACAGCAGUGGACUGCUCACCUCUUCCAGCUGCUUCUCCUACACAACUCAGCCCAUUGCUUUGCAACCCACUCAUGUGGCGAGGCAGCUUCCUACAAGGAAAGAGUUGGAAGUGGGAAAGGGAACUAGGGGAUGGAGGCAUUGAGGGCCCUCAGACGGAGAGGCUGUGCUCUGAUCCCCCAUCUCCGAACUAACAGUCUCAAGAGACCAUAUUCACCUGGCCCUGCCAACUCUUCAGUUGCCUCACUGUUGUCUACCGCUCUCUCCAGAGGGUUCCCCACUACCUCCUGCUGUCACAUUCGUGGUCUAAAUUCUCAAAGCUUCUGCUCCUUCUUUCCAAUCCUCUCCUUUGCAACAGAAAAUUACACUCAGCCCUCAUCUCAAUUAUGGCUUAGUAAAAGCUAUUAUUCUUCUGAAACAGAAAUCUACACAGGGUCUCAAGAUGAGUGAUGAGGUAUACAAGCUAACACAUUUUCUGCUUUAAUGAAUACUGUACAGCCAGAAGUACAAAGCAAAGAAAAAGUGGAUUCCUACUCAAAAUGGCUUGAAAAAUAGGUGAAGAUUCAGGAGAUGCAAAAGCUGAAAACACCUGGGGUUGUCUACAUGAGUAUUACAUUAUCAUUGCAUAAUAAGAACCUCUAAUAAUACUGACAGCAUGAAUUACUGUAUCUAUAGUAAAGAGAGACUGCAACAGAGAAACAGGAAAAGAAGAGAGGGAGGUAGGAAAAAGGAAGAGAGAAGGGAGGAAGAGGAAAAAACAUCUAACCCAAUCCUACCUUGAAAGUAGAAAAAUGGAUAGAAGCAAGAUUCUCUACUAAUCAUCCAAGACAUCAUUCUUCAGUGUUGCACAUGGCUGUCUGCUGAGGCCCAAAGAGUACUUGUAGGUGGCAGUCGUGUGCUAUAAGCAUUGUAAACUGCAUAACAUUUGUUUGACGUAGACAGUGAGAGUCGUAACAAAAUGCUAGUUGGGAAAAAAAUCAAGAAAAAACAUAUCGCUAUUUGAGAACCCAUGUAUUUUUAAAGGCUUAAGACAUUAUAACCACAGGGUAUCCAGCCAAAUUCAACAUUAGCUGAAAAUCUUAGAGAUUUAAAUGUUCAUUUAAUUCAGAGCCAAAUAUGCACUAGAACAAUCUAGGAGGGUCUCCUUCCCCCUUAAUUUCAACAAACGAAACUCCAAAAAAGGGGAAAAAUAAAAAAACAAAAGAAAAGCCCAAGCCGAAAGGUUAACAAAAAGAAAAAGCAAGAAAAGAACCAAAAACCAAGAAAACAAAAAAUCCAAAAACCAAAAGUCAAUUUUUUUUAAUCCAGAAGCUUUCAUGGCAACACAUUACUCACAGCAGUGUAUAUCUUGGGCAAAAUUUCAGAUAUAAUACCGUGCCUAAAAUUUGAAAGGUUUAAUAUAGGCUUUGAAAGAAUUAUUUUAAUAUUUAAAGAAUGUUUUAUUAUAGUCCUUUGACCUUACUAAUUAUAACAAUAACUCAUAAGACCCGAAAGAAUAAGGAAUUUCUCUUCUUUAUCAAGGUCAUGUAACUGUUUCUAGAGGUAAUAAGUCUGCUUUCCAGAAACACUGGAGUUAUUGGUAUUUUCUAAAUUAAAUAACUAUAAUUUAUGUAUUUAUUAAAAAAGGUACCUCUCUUCCCACA
Molecule: messenger RNA, 4899 nt
Organism: Odocoileus virginianus texanus
Lineage: Eukaryota; Metazoa; Chordata; Mammalia; Artiodactyla; Cervidae
Gene: TXLNB
Product: taxilin beta
Molecular function (GO): syntaxin binding
Source: RefSeq, a predicted model, not a curated record